AAAGAAUCAAUUAACCAUAUAAAUCUUCAACACAGAAACAACGGGAGCUUGCCGAUUUUCCUUCCAUAAGAUUUUCCGUUCUCCGCUGCUGCUCCUCCUCUCCCGGCGGCAGGAGAAGAGAGUUCUGUUUUCCCAACGAUAAGUAUACUCCUCCCGUUUUUUCGACUCCGAGCAGAAUGGGGAAGCAGAAGGGAGAUGGCGGUAGGAGCAAGAAUCGUCCGUCAAGCAGCAGUCUCGCAGCUUCUCUACUGCCGUCGGCUUCUUCUGCAGCAGCCGUGGGGUUUGGCGGCUAUGUUGGGAGCGCUCGUCUUGAUACUUCAAUUUCAGGAGACGACUCCGCCCCCUUUCUGGACGUCGACAGUGAAGUUGCACAACACUUGAGGAGGCUAGCUAGGAAGGAUCCUGUGACCAAGCUUAAAGCACUGCAAGCAUUGGCUACUCUCUUCAAGCAGAAGGCUGGAAAGGAUAUCGCUCUCAUUAUACCACAAUGGGCCUUUGAAUAUAAGAGGCUGUUGAUGGAUUACAAUAGAGAAGUUCGGCGGGCAACUCAUGAAACCAUGACCAAUCUUGUUGUUGCUGUUGGUCGAGAUUUAGCUCCUCAUCUGAAGAGUUUGAUGGGACCAUGGUGGUUUUCUCAAUUUGAUCCAGUCUCUGAAGUUUCCCUGGCUGCAAAGCGAUCUCUACAGGCUGCCUUUCCAGCACAAGAGAAAAGAUUAGAUGCAUUCAUUUUGUGCACGGUGGAGAUAUUCCAAUAUUUGGAAGAAAAUUUGAAGUUAACACCGCAAAGUUUGUCAGAUAAAGCUGUGGCUUUGGAUGAAUUGGAGGACAUGUACCACCAGGCAAUUGCUUCCACAUUGCUCGCAUUGGCAACACUUAUUGAUGUUUUUUUUAGCUUGCGAUCUGAAACAUCUGGCUUUGAGGAUAUAGUUGCUGAACCAAGAAAUGCCUCAAAGGCUAGGGCAACUGCUAUUUCCUUUGCUGAAAAGUUGUUCUCUGAUCACAAAUAUUUUUUAGACUUUCUGAAGUCAGAAAACCCAGCAGUCAGGUCAGCUGCAUAUUCAACACUGAAGAGCUUCAUUAAAAGCAUUCCUCAUGUUAUCAAUGACGAAAAUAUGAGAACUAUAGCUGCUGCUGUACUUGGCGCAUUCCAAGAGAAGGAUCCAGCUUGUCAUUCAUCAAUGUGGGACGCUGUAUUAUUGUUUUCGAAAAAAUUCCCUGAAAGCUGGGCGAUGAUAAAUGUUCAAAAGAAUUUUUUGAGCCGGUUUUGGAAUUUCUUAAGGCAACAAUGUUUUGGAUCUCAGCAAGUCUCUUAUCCUGCAUUGGUUCUAUUUCUGGACACUGUGCCUUCUAAAUUAGCAGGAGAGCAGUUCUUCCUUGAUUUUUUCCGCAACCUAUGGGAUGGGAGGAAUCCAUUGCGUUCGACUGUAGCUGAUCGUCUAGCAUUUUUCAAGGCAUUUAAGGAAUGCUAUCUUUUUGCUUUGCAGAAUGCAUCCAGGUAUUGCAGUGGGGUUGAUGCCAUGCAGAGAUUUAGAGUCACCCUUGUUGGAGAUAUCCUUGUAAAGCUUCUUUGGAGCGAUUACCUAUUUUCUGGAGGGUUCAAUCAUCAAGAUGCAGGUUCUUCUGUUAAGAAGACAACACCAUCAGUGAACCUGAAAUAUCCCUGGAGUUAUUUGGAAGAAUUGGGGAAUUGUGUUAUAGAAAUUCUUUCUGAAAGCUACUUAACAGAAUACGAUGUGCUUUCUCCAUAUUCUGUGGCAUUCCGGGAGGAUUGUGUCGGCAUGUUUCAGCAAACGGCAAAUGCAGAAGAAAGAGCAGAACAUGUUGAAAGAAUUAUUAAGUUUUUGUCAUUACUGGAGCAGUAUUCUGUUAAGAAAGGUGAAGCUUGGCCCUUGGUUCAGUUGGUAGGACCAAUGUUGGCAAACUCAUUCCCGUUGAUAAAAUCUUCUGAUAUCCCAGAUGGCAUCAGACUUCUAACAGUGGCAGUCUCAAUUUUUGGUCCACGGGCAACACUCCAUCAACUUUGUAACUGCAGCGCUGGGAGUCCUGGCAGUGCUAAUCCUAGUGAAAGGAAGUUAGAAUUGGCGGAUUUCAUGCAAGCAUUCAGUGAGACAUUUGUCCCGUGGUGUUUGUCUGGUCACAGUUCUUCCAUCAAUAGCCGACUUGAUUUGUUACUCGAAUUGCUAAAUGAUGAAUAUUUUCCCAAGCAGUGGGACAUUGUUGUUUCAUGUGCAAUUAAUAGAGCUACCGUUAGAGGUAGAAUGGAGCCUGGGACCGUAGAAUCUGAAAGAUUGGUUUCACUGGCAAUGCUCUUGGAUAAAGCAAGAGUUCAAAUAACAAGGAAGCUGUUGACUGGAUCCUCUGAGUAUCAGCACUGGUAUAACCCGGAGGCAUGGUAUCAUGAGCUUCUCGAGUCAGCUGCUGUUCUUGUUGCCUGUUCUUCAGUCACGUUCAACCAUUCUGCUGCUCAGUUUUUGGGCGCGGUUCUUGGUGGCCUAGUCAACGAGAAGCAAAUUUCGUUUGUGUCAAAAAACACGAUAAUUUUGAUCUUCAAAGAGAUUGAGAAAAGAUUGCUAUCCUUCAUGGCCAAGUCCUGUUUAGAUUCUGUCAAAGAGUCGGAUUCUAUAUUAACUGCACAGAUACUCAAUGUUGCAACUACCAGUGAGGGCUCUGAGAGCACAAUUGAGAUGGCCCAAGCUUCCCUUGAUAUACUUAACUGUAGCUUCUUUUGCUUGAAAUCAAUAUCAGAGGAAGUCGACCUAGUGUCAGGUAUCUUGGCUGCUGUCUUUGUUAUAGACUGGGAGUUGGACUUGAUAAAAAUGCAAGAAGAUGCUAUUAAUGAUGCAUCACAUGAGAAGAUGAAGGGAAGAAGGGAAGUUUGCCAAGUCGCGCAUGAUCUUUGCCAGAGAAUGAAGGAUGGAUUCUGUAAAAGCCUUUCGGCAGACAUCCGAAAGAAACUGGGAAACCUUCUGGUUCAAGUUGUUAGGUUUGUCAUCUUGAAGGAAUAUAAGCUGCGUGCUAAUAUAAUCACAUCCAUGUGCUGCUCUUGGCUGGUGGAAGUACUUUCGCGUCUUUGCCUUGAUCAAGCUGAGGAACAGAAAUUACUUGACCAGGUUCUGGGCAAGGAUCAGAUCUGGCCUUCAUGGAUUGUUGCUGAUUUCACCAUUGGAAAUGGAGCCAGUAUAUUAAAUAUGGAAAAUGACUUACAGGCGUCUUUCAGUCUCAAAUUUAUUUCUCUGAUUGACAAGCUUAUUUCGAGGAUUGGAAUCGGUAAAGUUCUUUGCCUUGAUGAUGGCAGCAUCCCUCUGAAGGAGUCAAUGGACGAAGAAAGUACUCGAGCCUGGCUUGCUGCUGAAAUUUUAUGUACAUGGAAAUGGAUAGAUGGUACGGCUGUUGAUUCUUUCUUGCCCUUGCUGAGUCGAUAUGCCAAAGCAGGGGAUCAUCCUAGUGUACACAGCUUACUAGAUGGUAUCUUGGACAUCCUGCUUAGUGGUGCUCUUGUUCAAGGACAAAGGGGCAGACUGAGGCUCUUAAAUGUGUGGCCUGCUCUGAAUGAUGAGAUAGGAAAAAUUACAGAACCAUUUUUACGAGCUUUGUUAUCUUUGGUUGUUACUUUGUUCAAAGAUGGUAUAUGGGGAAGAGACAAAGCCAUUGAAAUGUUUGAGAUUCUCAUGAUGAAGCUCUAUGUUGGAGAAUCAAUCAACCAAAAUUGCCUGAACAUUCUUCCCUCGAUCAUUACUGUUCUUAUACAGUCAUUGCGCCAACACAAUCAACUUGAUCUUCUAGAUGAAAGACUGCAGCAUAUUCUCAGAGAUUGGCUACAUAGGACCUUGAUGUUCCCACCAUUGGUUGAAUGGACUUCAGGACAAGAUACGGAAGAAUGGCUGGAGCUGGUUAUUGCUUGUUAUCCGUUGAGGUCAACCCCUUGCAUAAAAUCUUUGAAGUUGGUGAGGGACAUUGGUGUGGAAGAGAGAACACUUGUACUUGAGUUAUUCCGCAAACAGAAACACCGGACAUCUGUAGUAGCUAAUCAACUUCCAGUUGUCCGGAUGUUACUCUCUGAGUUGUUAGUCAUUUGUGUUGGUUAUUGCUGGAAAGAAUUCGCUGAGGAUGAUUGGGAGUUCUUUUUCUCGCAAGUUAGGUCUUCUAUUCAGUCGGUGGUUGUUAUGAUGGAAGAGACUACAGAAAACGUGAAUGAUGUUGUUUCUGAUGGCUUAACCUCUAAAAGUUCAGAUGUUUUGAAGCAGUUAGAUCAUCUUGUUUCAGCUUCCGACUCUUCUGCUGUUAAUGUUGCUAGCAAUUCCUUGGCUUCUUUCUCAUUGUUUCGUGAGGGUUGGGAACUCCAACGGUCAAGUAAGGAUGAUUCCAGCCCAAUUGUUCUGGAGAGAUGGAAUCCGACCAUUGAUAGACUCAUAGAAGCUAUUCUUCGCUUAUUCUUCUGCACUGGAAUUUCUGAAUCCAUUUCCAGUAUGUACAGUCAUGAAGCUGCAUUAGUUGUCGCAGAAUCUCGAUGUUGUAAUUCCUUAUUUUGGCAGUUGAUUGCUUCAAAUGUUAUCAACUCAUCUUCACAAGCAAGAGAAAGAGCAGUGAGGGCUGUUGAAUUCUGGGGGUUGAGUACUGGAUCAGUCAGUUCCUUGUAUGCAAUUUUGUUCUCCUCUAUACAAAUUCCAUCUCUACAGCUUGCUGCUUAUGUCAUUCUUUCAACUGAACCUGUUUCACGGUCGGCUGUAGUCAAGGGCUCUGAUGUUGUAAUGGAUGAUGUUAGCAGUGAUGAUCAGGAGUCAUCUAGUCUUGUGCUGCCAUCAGAGAAAAGUAUUCAGUUGCAGGAGGAAUUAAGUUUUAGAGUUGAGAAACUUUCCUAUGAAGUGCUUGAAAUGGAUUUGCUGGCACAUGAACGAGUAAAUAUUUUACUAUCUUGGUCUUUGCUGCUGUCACACCUGUGGUCAUUACCAGCAUCAUCUCCUUCCAGAGAGCAAUUGGUCCAGUAUGUUCAAGGUUCUGGUAACUCAAUAAUACUAGAUUGCAUCUUCCAGCAUAUUCCUCUAGAAGCGUGCUAUUCUCAGACCCUUAAGAAGAAAGAUGCUGACCUGCCUCCUGAGGCAUCAGAGGCUGUAAGUGGAGCAACUAGGGCCAUAACUACUGGCUCAUUAUUGUUUGCGGUGGAAUCAUUAUGGCCAGUUGGGACCAAGAGCAUGGCCUCUCUUGCUGGAGCAUUAUAUGGUUUUAUGCUUCGAGUUUUCCCUGCUUAUGUUAGGGGGUGGUUCUCCGAAUUCCGUGAUCGCUCUACCUCGUCUCUUAUUGAAACCUUUACACGAACAUGGUGCAGUCCUGCUCUGAUUGUUGACGAACUGUCUCAGAUAAAGAAAGCGGACUUCGCUGAUGAGAUGUUUUCAGUGAGUGUGAGCAAAUCGGCAAAUGAAGUCGUGGCUACAUAUACAAAAGAAGAGACAGGAAUGGAUCUAGUCAUCCGUCUUCCUGCGACAUACCCACUACGCCAUGUUGACGUUGAUUGUAUGAGAAGUCUUGGGAUAAGUGAGGUGAAGCAAAGGAAAUGGUUAAUGUCUAUGAUGAUGUUUGUUCGCAAUCAGAAUGGAGCAUUAGCUGAAGCCAUAAGGAUAUGGAAGAGUAAUCUGGACAAAGAGUUUCAAGGAGUGGAGGAGUGCCCAAUAUGUUACAGCGUCAUACAUACAGACAACCACAGCCUUCCUCGACUUGCUUGCCGGACUUGCAAACACAAGUUCCAUUCAGCCUGUCUCUAUAAGUGGUUCUCGACAUCCCACAAAUCUUCAUGCCCGUUGUGUCAGUCUCCCUUCUGAUGUGCAGACUUGGAAGUCGGUUAGGGAUCCCUAGGAAAGAAGAGCAUGUUGGAAACUUGGCAGAGUGAUCAUAGUACAGAAGGCGAGUUUCAUAAUUUCGGCAAUGUGUAUUGUGUACAGUGCAAGAUGGAAUUAGCUGUUGUUUGUCAGAUGGAGUUGUACUUUCGUUUGAAGGCGCAAAGAGAAUAGAUCGAUAGAGAACUUCUCACUUUCUAACUACGGCCAACUUGUGAUCAGGGGAAUAACCAAAAAACACUAUUUCGUACUUGGGCUUUAGUGGGUUUGCCGAUCAUACUAUCCACCAUUGUCCAUUGAAGAUCAAUUUCCUUGUCAUCCAAUGGCCCCAUUGCUGUUUGCAUAGUAUUUUUGCUUUUGGUGGAUCUUCUUGUUUUUUUUUUUUUCGUAGCAUUGACAGUCAUGAGUCAAGAGACACUUGCCUGGUUGACGCCAUUUGUGUCAUGUUCCAUCGUUGCAUUAUCAAUUUCAGUCGACGAAAACCGGAUCCUUGAUGGAGAUCCAAAAGUAGGAGGCGUUCCAGCCC
Linum tenue is the source of this 6354-nucleotide messenger RNA. The record is from the annotation of a GenBank genome assembly. NCBI's taxonomy places the organism in Eukaryota, Viridiplantae, Streptophyta, Magnoliopsida, Malpighiales, Linaceae.